AACGUUCCGCCCUCCCAGACGCUGCCGGUUGGUGUCACGUGAUCGCCGAGUCAGCUGACCUGUGUCUGGCCGGAAGACUCCUUGGAUUCGGUCUCUUGGCACCAUGAGGUUCCGGUUCUGUGGCGAUCUGGACUGUCCUGACUGGGUCCUGGCAGAGAUCAGCACACUGGCCAAGAUUUCCUCUGUGAAGCUGCGGCUGCUGUGUAGCCAGGUGCUAAAGGAGCUUCUGGGGCAGGGGAUUGAUUAUGAGAAGAUCCUGAAGCUUACUGCUGAUGCCAAGUUUGAGUCUGGAGAUGUGAAGGCCACAGUUGCGGUGCUGAGUUUCAUCCUCUCGAGUGCAGCCAAGCAUAGUGUGGACAGUGAUUCCUUGUCCAGCGAGCUACAGCAGCUGGGGCUGCCCAGAGAGCAUGCCACCAGCCUGUGCCGCUGUUAUGAAGAGAAGCAGAGCCCCCUACAGGAGCACCUUCGGGCCUGCAGCCUGCGUGUGAACAGGCUGGCCAAUGUGGCCUGGCGGGUGGACUACACCCUGAGCUCCAGCCUGCUCCGGUCUGUGGAGGAGCCCCUGGUGCACCUGCAGCUAGAGGUUGUGCCUGCCCCGGGUGCCCUGGCCCAACCUGUUUCCAUGUCCCUCUCAGCAGACAAGUUCCAGGUUCUCCUGGCAGAACUGAAGCAGGCCCAGACCCUGAUGACGGCUUUGGGCUGAGAAGGGUGUCCCAGCCUCUGUGGAGCUGCCCUGCCUGGACUGAGCUGCUCCCCUCCACACUUCUCUUCCAAGGGUGGCCCUGUUCUCUUGGGUCUCUGGCUGCCUGACUUUCUAUGUAGGGCUCCUGGGGAUCUUCCCCAGAAGUCCCUUCUGUCCUUUGAAAGAAAGUGCUUGUCAACCAUUUUUACAGGAAGAAAGAAUAAACUUGUGUACAGCAA
Molecule: messenger RNA, 921 nt
Organism: Peromyscus eremicus (cactus mouse)
Lineage: Eukaryota; Metazoa; Chordata; Mammalia; Rodentia; Cricetidae
Gene: Commd4
Product: COMM domain containing 4
Exons: 8
Coding region: 104-703 (199 amino acids)
Source: RefSeq, a predicted model, not a curated record